CAAGCUGGCCUAGGCCAGGUCAUGCCCCAGACCUGUGUUUCCAAGACAGACCACUAAUAAAGACCUCCACUCUGCUCGAUCCCUGAGCGGCCGCACAGGCACUAUCCGAAACUACUACAGAGUCCGUCCCUGCCCUGUAUGUUUGUGUCGGUGGGCUUGGGACUGAGGACACAGGUUGGUGCAGUGCAUAACUCCUCCCCAUCGGAGGCCGUUCAGGAAGAAUAAACCCAUGACGCCCUCUUCUUCCCGCCAAUCCACGUCGCCUUCCCUUCGUUUCACCCCUUUUGCCGCCUCCCAACGUCCCUCAACGCGUCCCAGUAGCGACAGCACUGACGGCAUCGACAACGCGGACAACGACGGCCACGACGACAGUUUCCUGUCCCACCGCGACCUCGGACCCACUCCCACCGCUCCCUCCACCUCCGCGACCACCACUAGCUCGUCCCUCCCUCCCUCUUCCCAUGCAAUCAUUUGGGAUGCCUCUGAUCCCCGAAUACAAUCGAUAGGAAGCCCAGCCGAGGGGGCAAACGACAUAGAGAUGGAGCCGAUGAAGGGGGCCGGUCACCGUCGACGCCGUAGUAGCCUCAUGCAGAGCGUAGGCUCGAGCUACAACAGCAACAGCAACAACAAUUCCGAGCGGGUUCCUCGCUCUCGUGAUCGUGCCGACUCAAUCAGGGCCCCUGGACUCGGACUCCCCGAAGAACCCAAGAUUUCAGAAGAGCAGACGGACGAUAUGCCCCGUCAUUCUCUGGACUCGGUGGACUACAGUCUUUCUGAUGAAGACCUGCAUGACGACGAGGAGACGGGACUUAAUAAGAAGGACAAGCGGCACAAGAGGCGGAAGAGGAGGCGUAAUACGCUGCUGGACCAGCGUUUCGUCAGGGGCGACGAGAUUAGCGCCGAAGAGAAGAAAGAGGCCGAUCACAACGUUGUCAGGAGCAUUCUCGUCAACACGGCCUUGAUUGUGCUCUGGUAUUUCUUCUCUCUAAGCAUCUCUUUGUAUAACAAAUGGAUGUUUGACGCAGACCGGCUCAACUUCUCCUUUCCCUUAUUCACAACAGCAUGCCAUAUGCUGGUUCAAUUUUUCCUUGCUGCUCUAGUUUUAUAUUUCGUUCCCUCACUACGGCCGAAGAAUGCCUCGCGCAGCUCAGAUACAGGGCCCGAAGGGUCUCCGAUGUCCAUAUGGUUUUACCUUACAAGAGUUGGGCCCUGUGGUACGGCCACAGGCCUUGAUAUCGGACUAAGUAACACCUCGCUCAAAUUCGUCACAUUGACAUUCUACACCAUGUGCAAAUCAUCCAACUUGGCGUUUGUAUUGAUCUUCGCCUUCCUCUUCCGACUAGAAGCUCCAACAUGGCGACUGGUUGCCAUUAUAGCCACCAUGACCAUGGGUGUCAUUCUUAUGGUGUCCGGCGAAGUCGAGUUUAAGCUGGGCGGCUUCAUUCUCGUCUUAUCGGCCGCCUUCUUCUCUGGUUUUCGUUGGGCGCUGACCCAGAUCAUGCUCCUGCGAAAUCCAGCUACUUCGAACCCCUUCUCCAGCAUCUUCUUCCUCGCACCCGUCAUGUUCGUCGUUCUCAUGAUCAUCGCUAUUCCUGUUGAGGGCUUCAGCGCCCUUUUUGACGGUUUCCGGAUUCUCUACGACGAAUGGGGCAUCGUAACGCCCUUUUUCCUUUUGUUCCCCGGCUGCAUCGCUUUUCUGAUGACAGCCUCCGAGUUUGCCCUCCUCCAGAGGACUUCUGUCGUCACCCUUUCUAUCGCCGGCAUCUUCAAAGAGGUCAUCACCAUCUCUGCUGCCGCUCUAGUCUUCGACGACCAGCUCACCCCAGUCAAUGCCAUUGGCCUUGCUACAACGACGGUCGCUAUCAUCGCCUACAAUUGGAUUAAGAUAUCCAAGAUGCGUCAAGAUGCCCAGGAAAACGUUCGCCGCGGACACAUGGGUCUCGAGGACAUGACCAGUAACAGUGGUAGUGACAACGAAGAUAACGCAGGCGAAGAUGUUGGUCUACUCGGCCGAAACAGCUCUGAAAUGGCGGAGAAUCUAGUCACCGUUGAUGGUGACAUUCUCCCAAACCCAAUGCAAGAUACCCAGCAAGAGUCGCAAGAGAUGCGUGCAGCGCAGGCUUUCCGAGAUAAGUAACAACACUAUGUCUGGCCAGGCCUGUCGGCCCCGACAACAUUAGAAGAUCGUGGCUGUCCAUUCGGUACAGACCGAAACUCGGAGCCUUGCCAGGAGAUACAGUGGCGAAAUUUUCUGCCCAAAAGAAACACGACAACGAGUAAAGGAAAUCAAGCAGGUCGGGUCGAAAUCAGAGGUCACAAACUGGGACAUAUUGAUAUUGGGUCAUGUCGGGCGAGGAAUAGUUGGGAUGGUGUACCUGCACAAGACUACCUUAGAGGUCACUACUCCGUCGGGUGCGAGGAGGAGCAGGUUGGUGCUGGACGGCUUUCUGAGAAACGUUUACAUCCCAUCGUCUUGCUAUAUAUACAUAAUAUGGUGAUACCCAGAAUACAAAGACCAGGCAUUAGGUUCAAGAACUACAACUCAACGAGUCGUGGCGUAUUAUUAUCUUCUUGAGGCUAUGUACUCUCUCUCAGAGGC
Molecule: messenger RNA, 2599 nt
Organism: Sodiomyces alkalinus F11
Lineage: Eukaryota; Fungi; Ascomycota; Sordariomycetes; Glomerellales; Plectosphaerellaceae
Product: solute carrier family 35 member C2
Exons: 3
Coding region: 230-2137 (635 amino acids)
Biological process (GO): UDP-glucose transmembrane transport
Cellular component (GO): cis-Golgi network; Golgi apparatus; endoplasmic reticulum-Golgi intermediate compartment
Molecular function (GO): antiporter activity
Source: RefSeq, a predicted model, not a curated record